AUGACGACCUCUGCAGGAGACAGCGUAACCAUUGCAAUCGAGCGCUUCGACAAGAAGACGGAGGAAUGGGAGCACUUCCAUGAUGCUGGCCUUGAUGAGAUUCUACGAGACAUUGACCCGAACUUUCGAGGCAGAGUUAUCACGACCAACACUACAACGAACAGCGGCAAGCCACGCAUAGUGCGACUCAUAGAGCAGUGUAAGCAGCUUGGGUACUCCGGACUCAAGGAAGCAUUUGCAGAGUGGCGAUCGACUCAGGAUGAUCUAAGAGACCCGGUCGUGGCAUGUCGUGUCUGCCAGGUCUACCACAAUGCAGGGCACCCGGCCGGUAAACCAGGCGCAGGAUCUGGCUGUCCAUGCACAGCACUGCAGACAGAGGCAGAGCAUGUUCAGCCGACCGGCACCAGUUCGUCCGCCGCCGCCGGCGGUGAAACUGCUCGAGUAGCGAGCCGUCAGACACAAUCGCAAGGAAUUCCAACCAAAGUAUCACGAUCAUCUCCGCGACCUAGGCGGCCUGCCAAAUCGGGUUGGAGCAAGGGGGAAGACAGCGUCCUCCUGGAUGGUAUUCGCAAAGGUUGGGAUGCAAAGAAGAUUGUAUCUCACCUACCUUAUGGCACCACACGCACUGAAAGCGCAGUCCGUGACCGCAAACGUGCGCUUCUUCAGCGAAAUCACAGUACCGUUUCGAACACAUCCCCGCUUUCUGGAUUUGGUGAUACAACAAGAUCUAUGUACAUGAGCUCUCCUGCGCCACGAACGCCGCCUGGCAGAACCACUGCGAGAUCGCAGUCAUCUGACACGGCUGAUUCUAUCUACAACGGCGCUGGCAGUGGCAAGGGCAAGGCUAGGUUGACGCAGGCAAUGGCAGACAAGAGGGUCAUGCGUGCUCAACGUCGCAACCCACAGGCGAAGCCAACAAGCGAAGGCGGUGAAAACUUGGAGGAGUUCUUUGCUCGUAAUACAGGAGGUCCAUCAAGCAGCCCUGGCAUUGCCCUGGAACGAUCACGGCUCGAAACCGAUUGCCAGCUUGAGAGCCCCGCAGGUCGUGAGCAGGACGUGCCACAAACUCAAGCCACUCAAAGCUCCCCAGCCAGGCAGAAAGGACGAAGAUGGACCAAGGAAGAAGACGACAUCGUGCUCGAAGCACUGCGUAACGGCUGGGAUACCACGGCGAUUCUGAAGCGGCUGCCAGAUAGUGCUAAGCGCACACCGAGCGGCGUCAGGAGUCGGAGGAUCGUGCUGAAGAGGCAAGCCCAAUAUCUCACAUCUCCAUCGAUGUCCCGGUCCCGUAGUACCCACAGGAUGGUGACAGGCACCAGGGGCCAAGAACCAGCACAGGUAACCCCAAUGACUCCCGUCAAAAGAGCGGUGGACGUGGUCAAUCUUUGCGAAGGUUCAGAUGAGGACACGAAUGAAGGCUCGGAAGCCGACAGUCCUACAGCAAUGAGAGUACGUACAACACGCUGUCAGUCAGCAGGCCUGCAGCGGCGAAGGCAGUAUUUUGUUGAACAAGAUGUAGUCGAGGGCACACCACUCGAAGCGAAAGUGGCGCCAGGUAGACCAAUUGCCUACGUCGUCCUCGAUCGCCCAAAGAAGUCUCCUGAUCGUAUCGAGAAGCGAAGACGACCAGCUGGCAUACCAAAGACCCCCCCCCCCCAUUCCCAAGCACCUCUGCAAAGCGGUAAGCGAAGGGCUAGCAUUGACCCGGCCAGUGAUGGUUUCGGGACAAAGAGGUCAGAAGCGGCGGCAAUGUCUGCGACGACGUCAGCCGAGAAGCAGAGAGUAUUCUCAGAGGAUGAACACAAGCUACUUCGGAGACUGGUUGAUGAAGACCUUCGGCCGUGGAAUCAGAUCCAGGCGUACUUUCCUGGUCGUACGUUGUUCUCUCUUCUCACCGCAUACUCUACACGAGUACGCGGCAAUUGA
Molecule: messenger RNA, 1926 nt
Organism: Fulvia fulva
Lineage: Eukaryota; Fungi; Ascomycota; Dothideomycetes; Mycosphaerellales; Mycosphaerellaceae
Exons: 1
Coding region: 1-1926 (641 amino acids)
Source: RefSeq, a predicted model, not a curated record